UAUAUCCCCGCGCGCACACGGGGACAGACCGGAGCAGUAACGCCCCUGAGUGCAACGAAUCCCGCAGACACAGCUCUCGCCCUCCGCUCCGCACCCCCAGAUCCGAGCGCGGCAGACGCGGCAACACGCUGGAGCCGGACGCGCAGGACAUGCCCCAGCGUCGGAAAGAGGCUCGGAAAAAGCGCACGCGGAUAGUGAAGAGGUGAGGUGGCUGCAGAUCUGAACGGAACCGUUCACAGAGAAUGUGCAGAGCCAUGAAGCGCACUGGUGCAGAGCGGAAGCGCAGCGAAGCGGAGCGGAAGCGCUGGUUCCCCGGUAAAGGUCGCGGUAAUGCCGUGAAGAGCGCUCGCAGGUGGACUCCGUGCGUCCCGCGGCGGCCUGUGUCCCUGCGGCCCGUGAACAUGCACGGGCAGCGGGCUAAAGGCAUGCGCGCGCCCGAGAACACAAACCAGUUCCUGAUGACAGAGAAGUAUCGUCUGCAGGCGAUGCGCUCCGACUCCGUGGACAGCGGAUCGGAUGCGAGCAGCGACGCGGAGCUCACUGACAUGGACUCCUAUCUGGGCGCGUGGGAAAACGCGCACGGAGCGCUCCUGGACCCGGAGAGCGCGGAAGACGCACCGGAGGACGCACCAGGAACCGCGGGGACGGUGCUGUUCUGGGACAUGAACGAAGAUAGUGCGCAGUACUUUCCGUCCGAAGACGACCUCAACCUGAGCGACAACUUCAUGCACCGAGACUUCGCCGAGUUUUGUCGAAAGGUGACUGCGUAACCGCACCGUCAUUACGUUCUUCUAAACUGUUCUCACGUUAUGCACAUGAGAGGUGCUUUAAAUA
This is a messenger RNA of Periophthalmus magnuspinnatus, 834 nucleotides long. Its product is annotated as coiled-coil domain-containing glutamate-rich protein 1. Bases 243 to 770 code for a protein of 175 amino acids. The record is from RefSeq and is a predicted model, not a curated record. The transcript has a single exon. NCBI's taxonomy places the organism in Eukaryota, Metazoa, Chordata, Actinopteri, Gobiiformes, Gobiidae.